Fraxinus pennsylvanica is the source of this 2724-nucleotide messenger RNA. The record is from the annotation of a GenBank genome assembly. NCBI's taxonomy places the organism in Eukaryota, Viridiplantae, Streptophyta, Magnoliopsida, Lamiales, Oleaceae.
AUGAACAUGGUGGGCAAAGUUGGCAGCUUUUUUGCCACGCCAUUUCAUCCAUUUGGUGGGGCAGUUGACAUAAUCGUGGUUAAGCAGGAAGAUGGAGCCUUCAGGAGCACGCCUUGGUAUGUUCGGUUUGGUAAAUUUCAGGGGGUUCUUAAAUGGUCGGAGAAGGUUGUCCGGAUAGAAGUUAAUGGAGUGGAAGCUGAUUUUAAUAUGUAUCUUGAUAGUGCUGGUGAAGCAUAUUUUGUUCUGGAAGAUAACUUUGACAAGGACAAGACGAAUGAGGGUUUGAAGGAUUCUGAUAAUCUUGAAGGCACCUCAGAGAGUUAUGGCAUGGAUCACACUUAUAAUGACAAUACUUUAACAAACAAUAGUUUUCAUAGACAAGAGACUGAGGAUUUAGAUAAUGAUGAGGUAGAGGUGCGAGAUGAACGUGUAACUCUUGGUAUGGACAGGUUAAAAAGGACUGAAUCCGAUAAUGAGCGGAUGUUCUACGAUUUUCAAGAUGAGCAAUCAUCUCAGGAGGGUUCGAGUGAAUUAUUGGAAUAUGAUUCCAGUGGAUAUGACAAUCUAGAUAGUGUAGAGCAUGUGAUAGAAUCAGAGAAUUUGAAUUCUAAAGUAGUUCUGGUAAGUGUAGAUGGCCACAUAUUGACAGCACCCAUUUCAUCAUCUGAGAGGAAUACUGAAAACGUGCAACAGAACACGCCUCAGCUUCACGUCAGUCCAGAUGAAGGGACUGAAGGCGAAGAGUAUCACAAAGGCGAAUGUUCACGGGAUGUUGGUUAUUUGAGUGAUCAAGACGCAUCCACAUAUAAAGUUACUCCUGGAAAUGAAUGCAAGGUAAACAAUGGCAGUCUGGCUUCCAAAUACGAGCUGGAGCCUGGUGAAGGAGAUGAGCAUUUCCAUCAAAUGCAAGAAAAUCAGGACAAAGCUAAUCAAGAUAGAAAUCUCUGCCUUGAUUGUAGUUCAGAAAGUAAGUCAAGUAGUUUUAAGAGGGACGAGGUAUUCAAAAGCUGUUUGGAGCUCCCAAAAUUGGCAGUGCAGUCUAUAAAUGGCGAUCAGCAAAAUAUGAGGGCUUCAUCCGAUAUUUCUGAGGUUGCUGAAGAUCCACAUGAAAAUUCCCCUGUAACUUCUAAGACAUUUGAUGAAAAUGAAGAGGGGAAUCUUCAAAAAUCAAGAAAUGAUACUGGAUUAUCUCCCUCAGAUUCUGAAUGCACCAGCAAUGUGCCUUUGCCAGAGUUACCGGUUGAAGUUGCAGUCCAUGAAAACGAUGCAUUUGAUACGGAUCACAUGGAUUCUGAUAGCAUGCCUUCUCAAGAUGUCAUUAAUGAACAGGAUCCAGAGAAGCAGAUGGAUACAGAGGUCGCAGCCAAAGGAAUGCAAAGUGUCGAGGAAGCACCUACUUCUGUAGAUGGAAGCUAUAAAGCCAAAGACAUUGAACCUGAUACCGAAUUGCCAAGCCAAGCUAUGAGAACAGGCUUAGGGACAAGGUUAGAGGUAUCUCUCUGUGGAAACUUGCUUUACACUGGUAUGGGUUUGGGUGCAGCAGCAGAAGCCUUUGAUACGAACUGCAUAUCUGCUGAAGAACUUCAACUUUCUGCCACAUCAAUUGUUAAAAAUGAAAACUUGAUUGUUAGAAUACGAGGAAAGUACUUGCCAUGGGAUAAGGCUGCACCCAUCAUUCUUGGUAUGGUAGCUUAUGGUUUUGAAUUACCUGUUCAGCCAGACGAUGCAAUUCCUGUGGAACAGGGAACACAAGAAAUGAAGGAAGAUGAUUCUGGAUUGGCUUCUACUCCUUCUGGACGCAGAUGGAGCUGGCCAAACCCAUUUAGGAAGGUUAAGAUGCGUGAUCGUUCUGGUAGUAAUUCAAUAAAAGAGGAGAUCUUUGUAGAUUCUGAAUCCAUCUCAAGGAGCCAACCUGUAGAUCUAACAUCCACACCACUUAGUGCCAGUGAGUCUCCGCGUAAGAAACUUACAAGAACUAAUGUCCCUACUACUGAUCAAAUAGCAUCUUUGAAUCUCAAAGAGGGGCAGAAUAUGGUUAAUUUUAUAUUCUCUUCAAGAGUCCUUGGAUACCAGAAGGUUGAGGCUCAUAUAUAUUUGUGGAAGUGGAAUACACGGAUUGUAAUUUCUGAUGUCGACGGGACAAUUACCAAGUCAGAUGUCCUUGGCCAGGUUAUGCCUUUGGUUGGGAAGGACUGGACGCAUUCUGGAAUAGCUCGUCUCUUUUGUUCAAUAAAGGAGAAUGGGUAUCAGUUAUUGUUUCUGAGUGCACGCGCAAUUGUUCAAUCAUACUUGACUAAAAAUUUUCUAUUCAAUCUUAAGCAGGAUGGCAAAAGCUUACCCACCGGACCUGUUGUUAUUUCCCCAGAUGGCUUAGUUCCUUCAUUGUACCGAGAAGUAAUAAGAAGGGCUCCUCAUGAAUUCAAGAUUGCCUGUUUAGAGGGUAUCAAAGCACUUUUUCCUCCUGAAUAUAAUCCAUUUUAUGCGGGUUUUGGAAAUCGAGACACUGAUAAACUCAGUUACCAGAAAAUUGGGAUCCCAGAGGGAAAGAUCUUUAUUAUUAACCCCAAGGGAGAGGUAGCCAUUAAUAAUCGUAUUGACGUAAAGUCAUAUACUUCACUUCACACACUAGUAAACGACAUGUUUCCACCAUCACUGGUUGAGCAGGAAGAUUAUAACACAUGGAAUUACUGGAAACCGCCCUUGCCUUCCAUUGAUGACUUGUAG